UUUUUUUUGGUUAAAUUUAGUUCUGUCCUCGAGUGAAAAACCCUAAUGUCAAUCGCUGUUUUGUACAAGUGCAAGUAAAAGAACAAUAAAGAGAAACAAAAUCUCCAUAGCAAAGCCCAGCACUAAAACCAAAAACAUCCUCUUUCGGUCGCCAUUUCCAUACCUUCUCUUCCUCACUCCAUCAAAAUGGAAAUGGCCGUAUGCGAAAAUCUAUCGUCUUCCAAGUCCAUAUUCACGCAACAUUCUUCGAUUUUCUCUUCCAAGCUCUACUCGACGAAAUCAAACACCUUUCGCUUAACUUUCUGCUCCAACGAGCUCCGAGCAUCAAAACCCACUGCUACAUUGAGCACACGACUACCAUGGCCGAAGCAAUUGGCUUCCUUGUCGAAGCCAAAAAGAGUGAACGCCGUUCGCAGCAAACAGGUAAUCUACAAUGGCAUAGUGGGAGAAGAAGCACCUUCAGCUUCCAAGGUGGGCAAACGAACGGAUAUCAAGAAGAUUAUGAUACUGGGUGCUGGGCCAAUUGUGAUUGGGCAAGCUUGCGAGUUCGAUUAUUCAGGUACCCAAGCUUGUAAAGCUCUCAAAGAAGAAGGAUACGAAGUGGUUUUGAUCAAUUCGAACCCGGCAACCAUCAUGACCGACCCGGAUUUGGCCGACAGAACUUACAUUACGCCGAUGACACCGGACUUGGUCGAGCAGGUUAUUGAAAAGGAACGCCCUGAUGCUCUCUUGCCCACAAUGGGUGGGCAGACCGCGCUGAACUUGGCAGUGGCGUUGGCAGAAAGUGGUGUUCUUGAGAAAUUCGGGGUCGAAUUGAUUGGAGCAAAGCUCGAAGCAAUUAAGAAAGCUGAGGAUAGAGAUUUGUUCAAGCAGGCAAUGAAGAAUAUUGGGAUUAAGACACCACCUUCUGGGAUUGGAACCACACUCGAAGAAUGUAUCGAAAUUGCGAAUGAGAUUGGUGAGUUCCCUUUGAUUAUUAGGCCUGCAUUCACAUUGGGUGGUACUGGAGGUGGGAUUGCUUACAAUAAGGAGGAAUUUGAGAUCAUUUGCAAGGCGGGUUUGGCGGCGAGCUUGACCACUCAGGUCUUGGUGGAGAAGUCCUUGUUGGGCUGGAAGGAGUAUGAGCUUGAGGUUAUGAGAGACUUGGCUGACAAUGUGGUUAUCAUAUGCUCCAUUGAGAAUAUUGACCCAAUGGGAGUGCAUACUGGGGAUUCAAUCACUGUAGCUCCUGCCCAAACUUUGACUGAUAAAGAGUACCAGCGGCUGAGGGACUACUCCAUAGCAAUUAUAAGGGAAAUUGGGGUUGAAUGUGGUGGUUCUAAUGUCCAGUUUGCUGUAAAUCCCGAUGAUGGUGAAGUGAUGGUGAUUGAGAUGAAUCCGAGGGUGUCACGGUCAUCGGCAUUGGCGUCCAAGGCUACAGGUUUCCCUAUAGCGAAAAUGGCUGCCAAGCUAUCUGUUGGUUAUUCUUUGGAUCAGAUUCCUAAUGACAUUACAAAGAAGACGCCAGCCAGUUUUGAGCCUUCAAUAGAUUACGUGGUGACAAAGAUCCCUCGGUUUGCUUUUGAAAAAUUUCCUGGGUCGCAGCCAAUACUGACAACACAGAUGAAAUCUGUUGGUGAAUCAAUGGCACUUGGGCGCACAUUCCAAGAAUCCUUUCAGAAAGCACUUCGAUCUUUGGAAUGUGGCUACUCCGGAUGGGGUUGUGGGAAGGUUAAGGAACUUGAUUGGGACUGGGACCAGUUGAAGUAUAGCCUACGAGUCCCUAGCCCAGACCGCAUCCAUGCUGUAUAUGCUGCCAUGAAGAAGGGGAUGAAGGUAGAUGAUAUUCAUGAGAUGAGUUACAUUGACAAAUGGUUUCUCACGCAGCUUAAGGAGCUAGUAGAUGUGGAGCAAUUCCUUCUGUCUCAUAGACUGUCUGAUCUUACAAAGGAUGACUUACUUGAAGUGAAAAAAAGAGGCUUUAGUGAUAAGCAAAUAGCUUUUGCCACUAAAUCUUCUGACAAAGAAGUACGGUUAAAGAGGCUCUCUUUAGGUGUAUCUCCAUCAUAUAAGCGGGUAGAUACUUGUGCUGCUGAGUUUGAGGCUAAUACUCCUUAUAUGUAUUCUUCCUAUGAUUUUGAGUGUGAAUCAGCUCCCACUCAAAGAAAGAAGGUCUUGAUUUUAGGUGGAGGACCAAAUCGAAUUGGUCAGGGAAUUGAAUUUGAUUACUGCUGUUGCCACACAUCCUUUGCGCUUCAGAAAGCAGGAUAUGAGACAAUCAUGAUGAACUCGAAUCCUGAAACAGUUUUGACAGAUUAUGACACAAGUGACCGUCUAUAUUUUGAACCCCUGACCGUUGAAGAUGUGCUGAACAUUAUUGAUCUGGAACGCCCUGAUGGUAUCAUUGUGCAGUUUGGAGGUCAAACACCUCUUAAGCUGGCUCUACCUAUUCAACAGUACUUAGACGAGCACAAGCCUCAGAGUGCAAGUGGGACUGGCCCUGUACACAUUUGGGGUACGACACCUGAUUCCAUAGAUGCUGCAGAGGACAGAGAGAGAUUCAAUUUAAUUCUUAAGGAGCUAAAUAUUGAGCAGCCAAAAGGAGGAAUUGCCAAGAGUGAUGUUGAUGCUCUUUCCAUUGCAACAGACAUUGGCUACCCUGUUGUUGUCCGUCCUUCCUAUGUUUUGGGAGGGCGGGCUAUGGAGAUUGUAUACAGUGAUGACAAACUUAUAACCUACCUUGAAACUGCUGUGGAGGUGGAUCCGGAACGUCCUGUGUUGAUUGACAAAUAUUUAUCUGAUGCCAUUGAGAUUGAUGUUGAUGCACUGGCUGACUCCCAAGGUAAUGUUGUGAUUGGUGGGAUCAUGGAGCACAUAGAGCAGGCUGGGGUCCAUUCUGGUGAUUCUGCUUGCUCAAUUCCAACAAAAACCAUCCCAUCUUCUUGCUUGGAUACAAUUAGGUCAUGGACUAAAAAAUUGGCAAAGAGGUUAAAUGUGUGUGGGCUCAUGAACUGUCAGUAUGCAAUUACAGUGUCUGGGGAGGUCUUCUUGCUUGAGGCAAAUCCUCGUGCGUCUCGUACUGUCCCAUUUGUGUCCAAGGCAAUUGGACAUCCAUUGGCUAAGUAUGCUUCCCUUGUCAUGUCUGGAAAGUCUCUUUAUGACCUAGGUUUUACUGAAGAGGUGAUCCCUGCACAUGUUUCGGUGAAGGAAGCUGUCCUUCCAUUUGAAAAAUUUCAGGGUUGUGAUGUGCUGCUAGGGCCUGAGAUGCGUAGCACUGGUGAGGUGAUGGGUAUAGAUUAUGAGUUUCCCAUUGCGUUUGCCAAAGCUCAAAUUGCAGCUGGACAGAAGCCACCCCUUUCAGGCACUGUAUUCUUAAGCUUGAAUGACUUGACGAAGCCACAUCUUGAAAGGAUAGCAAAGGCCUUCCAAGGGCUAGGAUUUAAGAUUGUUUCAACUUCAGGAACAGCUCACAUUCUUGAAUUAUCAGGAAUUCCAGUGGAACGAGUGUUGAAGUUGCAUGAGGGGCGGCCACAUGCUGGUGAUAUGGUUUCUAAUGGGCAAAUCCAGUUAAUGGUAAUUACAAGUUCAGGUGAUGCACUUGACCAGAUUGAUGGGCGGCAGCUGAGGAGGAUGGCCCUUGCAUACAAGGUUCCCGUAAUAACAACAGUUGCUGGAGCUUUGGCAACUGCAGAAGCAAUAAGGAGUUUAAGGUCAAGCACUGUUAAGAUGAUUGCACUUCAAGACUACUUCAAUGUUGGAUCGGAAACAGAGAGUAGUAAAAAUUUGCAGUCAGCAUCUUCCCCCUUAUAAAUUAACUAGGAAUUUGGUAAGCACUCCUUUAUUGCUUUUCGCUAUAUGUCUAGCUGUGUAUCAGUUAUCGUCGUUUGAGACAAGCUAUUAUUUUAGUGCUUUUGGGUCGAAAUUCUUCCAUUUUCAUCUGUUUCCCUACCUUUUUCUUUGUGUGCGUCGUGUGUAGUUUACGUAAGAUUAAGAGGUUGCAUGGUAGAGGUAUUUUGGAAAGUGGUGUCCAUGAUUGCUUUUGGCAUUGGACAAUGUGCUAUAUAAAUAACAUAACUUUUUAGAUA
This is a messenger RNA of Ziziphus jujuba (common jujube), 4064 nucleotides long. Its product is annotated as carbamoyl-phosphate synthase large chain, chloroplastic. Gene Ontology annotation, molecular function: metal ion binding; ATP binding. Bases 187 to 3789 code for a protein of 1200 amino acids. The transcript has 3 exons. Gene Ontology annotation, biological process: L-glutamine metabolic process. Lineage: Eukaryota; Viridiplantae; Streptophyta; Magnoliopsida; Rosales; Rhamnaceae. The record is from RefSeq and is a predicted model, not a curated record. Gene Ontology annotation, cellular component: cytoplasm.